UGAUGCCUUAAUCAACAUAGAACGUGGUGGGCGUUUAAGAAAGGUCCCCGGAUGCAGUUGUGAUUGACUGUACACUGCUAAAAAGUUUCGCUCUAGUCGAGAGGUGCGUCUGCAGUCCGUGUGGUAGGUCGGUGUUAGGAAGGCAACAGGACAGGAGACAGAAUGCAGAACGUAAAGUGUGUAGUGGUGGGGGACGGUGCCGUGGGUAAAACAUGCCUCCUCAUCUCCUACACCACCAACGCUUUCCCUGAGGAGUACAUCCCCACCGUGUUCGACAACUACAGCGCCCAGAUGACGGUUGAUGGCCGCAUCAUCAGCCUCAACCUGUGGGACACAGCCGGACAAGAGGAGUACGACCGCCUCCGCACUCUGUCCUACCCCCAAUCCAACGUCUUCGUCAUCUGUUUCUCCAUUGGGAGUCCUUCCUCCCACGCCAACGUCCGCCACAAGUGGCACCCGGAGGUGUCUCACCACUGCCCCAGCGUGCCCAUCCUCCUAGUGGGGACCAAGAGGGACCUGAGGAGUGAUGGGGAGACGGUGAAGAAGCUGAAGGAGCAGGGUUUAGCUCCCACCACACAGCAACAGGGGAACAGCAUGGCUAAGCAGAUAGGAGCGGUGAAGUACAUGGAGUGUUCUGCUCUGACACAGGAAGGGGUCAGGGAAGUGUUCAACGAGGCAGUACGGGUUGUGUUGUAUCCCGUUACCAAAAAGAAUGCCAAGAAGUGUGUACUGUUGUAAUGGAGGGACACAGAUGGGGAGAAGGAGGGAGAGACAAUGACGGCGCAAGGUUGAGUUUGUUGGAGGAGAUGGACUCAGCCCCCAGGCCUCUCGGCCCCCUCUGCCUCUUGGCCCCCUCUGCAUCUCGGCCCCUUUGCCUCUCGGCCCCUUUGCCUUUAAUGACUCUUGAUUCAGCUCACUUUUCUCCUUCCUCCAGCCCCUCAAAAUCAAAUCUGGAACUCAGUCAGUUCCACUGCUUUUUCCCCUAAUUCCCCUCUAAUCAGGGACUGAUUUAGACCUGGGACACCAGGUGGAUGAUUCUCCUCUAAUCAGGGACUGAUUUAGACCUGGGACACUUGGUGUGUGCAAUUAAUUACAAGGUAGAACAGAACCAGUUGUUCGGACCUUUGUAGGGUCAGAGCUGAGUACCCUGGCUCUAUUCCUUGUCCUCAGAGUUUAAUCCACUUCUAAUUCUAUCAUCACCAAGUUGACUAUUCCAACAGGGUGCAGAUAGCCUCACUCCUCCCAGUCCGCUCAAACCUGUGUUAGUGUUAUCACUUGAUUUUUUUGUUGUUUUGUUGCAAUGUUCGAAAGAUGCUUCUGCGUAAAUAAUCGGUCUGUUUUGUUUCGUAUGAUCCCUUGCCAUUAAGAUGUUUCUUAAUAUGCCAUGUUGGCUGAUAGAGAUGCAGAGAUGAGCUCUGCCUUAGUAAGAGGUUAAUCAUUACCUCAAUCACAGCCUCUCCAGUCGGUUAUUCAGGCUAUCCAUCCAGGACUGUUGAAAACACACCUGGAAAUAGCCUAUACGUUUUGGGCAUCUUCUUCUGUACCGUUCUCUGCUUUAGCUAGGUGUCCAGUUUACCUUCUUAAUGUCCCUUCAAAUGGAUAUUAGCCUAAUCCAAGUAUGAUGCAAGGGCCAAAGCAAUGGGUUUGUGUGCAGACAUUUUAAAAUCAAUCAAUGAAUGGAUUGGUUGGAUGAAUGUUGUGAGUUUGUAUGAUUUAAUGCUGACAGGAAUGGUGGAAUGACGGACAUAUCAGAUUGUCGGUUCUAGUUAUUUAUGCCAAUUACAUUUUAAUGUGCCUAAUUGUAAGAUAUCUGACGUUUAUUGUAUCUACCUUAUUGAUUAUUUGCUUUAGAUGCCAAAACUGUUGAGUAGGUGUGUGUGUGUGUGUGAGAGUGAGAUACUAGAGUUGAUUAAACUCCACGUUACAUCCUCUCAGAAGAACCAAAGCUUUAAAUGAAACCAAAGCUUCUUAAUCAAAGUUCCAUGAAACCACUUUUUGACACAAUGUUUCUCCCCUCGGUCUACUCUAAGACGGAUGUAGCCCCAUAACUGACAUCAGAGCAGUGUUGUGGGUGUUGUGGUGUGAACUUGUGUUCACAGCCCUUAGCGUUUGCCUCUAGAAUGCUACAACCUAUAUAAUGCUGGGGUUUGAUUACUGGUUGUGAUAACUGACAAUAACUACAACAGGAAAUAGGGCUAAGAUUGCACAUUUAUUUUGGCAUAUUUGUUUUUGCAUUUGAUGAAGUAAAUGAAACAUGGGCAGUAUAGUCUGGACAUUUGAUAGGGUAUCAUGCUGAAAAUGUACAGGGUCAGACCUAUUUACAUGUGCAUCACAAAUGGCACCCUACUGCCUUUUUAGUGCUUCAAGGAAGUAAUAGGGUACCAUUUGUGACUCACUCAGAGUAUUAAAGAAUAAAACCAAGAGAGCAAUUAAAACUCAUUCCUAUUUUAUAUAAUCUUUUUUUUUUAAAUCUAUAUAUUCAGGUGUUCAGCUGGUAUUUUGAAUAUAAACUUAACAGUAACCAAUCAUGGGAGUUCACGCCUAGGUAGGGAGAGAGAUGCAAAUGAUUGUUUGAGGAAAAAAAUCUGUGUGUGAAGAAACAUACCACUCCACCUCAAGUUCUAGAGGGAGUUUUUAUUCUGUCAUGUGGAGAUCCUUCAGGGCUCCGUGGAAACAGAUGUUGGUUGAACAUAUUGCUGAGACUGUUUGGAGUGUUUAGGAGAAUGAAAGCAUGUCUGUCAGUGUAAAUGCUAUGGGUUGCUUGUUGUGCUACCGUGUCCUGAUAUUUACUCUGUCUAAACAGAACACACACCUGUGGCUUUUUUGUCUGCGGUCUUACAGCUAGCUGUGUGUGUGUGGGCCAGUGUUUCCAGAACUCCUGCGGCCCCCAAGGGGGUUCAUGUUGGGUUUUUGCCCUAGCACUACGCAGCUGAUUCAAAUAAUGAAAGCUUGAUGAUUUUUGGAUCAGCUGUGUAGUGCUAGGGCAAAACCCCAAAUGUGCACCUCUUGGGGACCCUGGGACCGAGUUUGGGAAAUAAUGGUGUAGGCUAGUGUGUAUGUGUGGGGUACUCUAUAAUACAAGGCUGGUGUGUGGGGUACUCUAUAAUACAAGGCUGGGGUGUGUGUGUGUGGGGUACUCUAUAAUACAAGGCUGGUGUGUAUGUGUGGGGUACUCUGUAAUACACUGGGAACUUGAUUUGUUUGUAGAAUUUUUGUAAUUUCAUAUAUUCUGAACAAAAAUAUAAAUGCAUUAUGCAACAAUUUUUUGGGAUUACACUGAGGUACAAUUCAUAUAAGGAAAUCAGUCAAUUUAAAUUAAUGAAUUAGUCCCUAAUAUAUGGAUUUCACAUGACUGGGAAUACAGAUAUGCAUCUGUUGGUCAAAGAUAUCAUAAAAAAUGGUUUCACGCUAUCUCUAUGCAUUCAAAUUCAAUAAAAGGAAAUUGUGUUCA
Oncorhynchus tshawytscha (Chinook salmon) is the source of this 3451-nucleotide messenger RNA. Its product is annotated as rho-related GTP-binding protein RhoG. Gene Ontology annotation, biological process: cortical cytoskeleton organization; regulation of cell shape; regulation of actin cytoskeleton organization. Lineage: Eukaryota; Metazoa; Chordata; Actinopteri; Salmoniformes; Salmonidae. The record is from RefSeq and is a predicted model, not a curated record. Bases 163 to 738 code for a protein of 191 amino acids. Gene Ontology annotation, cellular component: cell projection; cell cortex; cytoplasmic vesicle. Gene Ontology annotation, molecular function: GTP binding; GTPase activity; protein kinase binding. The transcript has 3 exons.